Messenger RNA from Sinocyclocheilus grahami, 2009 nucleotides. RefSeq names its product filament-like plant protein 1. The transcript has 7 exons. Bases 87 to 2009 code for a protein of 640 amino acids. Lineage: Eukaryota; Metazoa; Chordata; Actinopteri; Cypriniformes; Cyprinidae. The record is from RefSeq and is a predicted model, not a curated record.
CUGACCACCAGCUUGUAUGUCUAUCAUAAUAAUAAUGUUUUUCUUGCCUUUGUAACCCUGCCUUGGAAAUUUCUGUGUUUGCUUAUAUGCUUUUCCAUGUUAAGGUGGAGAAAAUGAUGGCCCUUGGGUACUUUCCCCUCCUGCUAUGGGGAAAGUACAGACUGCAAAAUAAAAAGUGGGUGGCCCAGUUCCAGUGCCCAUUUGAGCUGCCAGUGGUAGUGGAUGCGGUCCUGGAGAAGAUAGUGUGGCUAUUUGAAGGUUUAUUAGAAGCAUGUGAUCCUGAAAGAGUGGAGUUGGGGCAGCAAGAGAGGACAGGAGAAGAUGUGGCAGAAAGAGAAAUGGAUGACAAAGACCAGAGAAGGCCAGGGGAGCUGCGUGAAAAAGGACAGACUGAGAGGAGGGACAUGCAGGAGAUGGAGAUAGAGGCCCAGGAAGACAGAGGAGAGAGUGAGAGAGUGGAGAGAGGAGAGAUGGAGGGACAGAAAGACUUAAAAGAGCUGGGACUGAUGGACACAGAAGAGAUGGAGGCAGACGAGAAGAGAGAACAGACAGAGGAAGUGGGAAAAAAAGAGAUUGAGGCGAAGAAGAAAGUAGUAGCAGCAAACAGGCGAUGUGAAGGACCAGAAGAUGCCGAAGAUUCUGAAGAUAAAACUUCAGGUCCUUCCUCACCCAGAUCGCCUACGGCCUCUUUGACAGCGAUGAGCCCUUUCAAUUCAAUGCCCCUUUCACAGUCUGCUUCUAGCCCCUCGGACAGCAUGCCAGUGAUUUCAAAGGUCAUGUCAAUCUCCACUCCUAAAAGAACAAAGAGAAGUCCAGGUUUAUCCCAGAGCCAAACUGUAAAAAGAGCAAGAACAUUACAUGACUACUGUAGCAACACACCAGGUAGUCCAUCAACAUCUGCAGCUACAUCAGAUUUCAUAACCUCACCUUUGGCGGCAGACAAUGAUGGCAAUAAAGUUGAUGAAAACAGUGUAGAGAGCAGUGACUACGACAACAAUGUUGUUAUUUAUGAGACCCACAGCACGUCAAGACCCAAACCCUUUGACCUUUCUAAGGUGAAGAUGGAAGAAAAGACCAGCGAUGAUGCACCAGGAUUAUAUAUUGAGUCCAAUGAUCAUGGUUCCAUAAAAACUGAAACUGAAAACACCAGAAAGGAAAGGAUGCAAGCAUCGACUUUCAAUGACCAAACAAGCAUAAAAACCCAAACAGAACGUUUGAUUGUAAAGGUGGAGAAAUACGAGCAGAUAAGAAAGGAAGAAGUUGAGAUCAAGAAGGAGGAGAUUGAGAGUGAUGUGAGAAGGAUGGAACAGAGCACUAAUGAGGUGGAACGUAGGAUAAGAAACAAUACAGAAAUAAUCAAAGGCCCCAUGGAAGUUGAGAGAUGUAGUAGCAUAGAAGUUUCCAGACUAAAUCUUGAAAAACUAGAGGAGAUACCUAGGGAGAAUAAGAUGAAUGAAAAUUCAAAUGUAGAAAACCAGGAAGGAAUGACAUAUAUAACACACUUUAACACUUUCUACGUACAAACCACCCACUGCAUCAAAGAGAUUAUGAAAGAGAGGGAUGAGUUAAAAAUUAAACAUGAGGUGUUGUUGCAAAUCAAAGUUGAGAAAGAAGCACAGGACAAGGUGUGUUGUGACUGGUUGAAAGCUGAGGGGGAAGAACACUCAUCAACAACAAAUGUAAAUGACGAAGUGGCUCUUCAAAUGGACUUGCUUCAAAGGGAGCUGGACAAGCGCAACAAUGAAUGCAAUGAACUGAGAAGAAAGUUGGAGAGCUUGGAGCAGGAGAACGCCUGUGAGCUGUUGCAGAAGGAAAUAGAAGAGCUGAGGAAACAAAGAGAGGAGUGGAGCAAUGCAAGAGAGCAAGAGACUCUGAAGGACAGUAACACCAGUUCAGAACAAACAUGCAGAGCAAGCACGGCUGCAAACCUUGAGAAUGGGAUCAAAAAGGAAGGAGAGAGCAGUGAAAGAUCUGUGGCGGGAGAGAACGCAGUGUCACCGGCCAAGUAA